GAUACUCGCACGUCAUCUCGCGAGCGCUCAGCCCAGGGAGGCAAAUGGAGCGAGAUGAGGUCUGACAAAGAGCAAAUGACGGCCAGCAAGGACAAGGGCGUCGUGGAGAUCAAGUUCAGGGACGCCUCGGGAGAGCAGGACAACAUUCCCAAGCACAAAGAAGAGAAGAAAGAGCUUUUUACGAAGGUGGUCAUUCGAAGGCUCCCCCCUCACCUGACCAAGGAGCAGUUAGAAGAACAACUCAGCCCGCUUCCUUCCUAUGACUACUUUGAGUUCUUCCCCGCUGAUCCAAGCCUGUACCCACAUCUGUUCUCCAGAGCCUACAUCAACUUUAAAAACCAGGAAGAUAUCCUUCUGUUCCGAGACAGAUUUGAUGGCUACGUCUUCAUUGACAGCAAAGGUCAGGAGUUUCCUGCUGUGGUAGAAUUUGCCCCCUUCCAGAAAGUCUCCAAGAAGAAGCUCAAAAAGAAAGAUGCCAAAGCUGGAAGUAUCGAGGAAGACCCGGAAUAUAAGCGCUUCCUGGAGAACUACUCCUGUGAUGAGGAGAAGUCGAUGGCCAACCCAGAGACCCUGCUGGGGGAAAUCGAGGCCAAAACCAGAGAACUGAUAGCCAAAAGGACAACACCCCUGUUAGAGUACAUCAGAAACAAGAAGAUGGAGAAACAGAGAAUGCGAGAGGAAAAGCGAGAGGAGCGUCGACGGCGAGAGUUCGAGAAGAAGCGACAACGCGAGGAGGAGAAACGCAAGCGACGCGAGGAGGAGAGGCGCAAACGCAAAGAAGCCGACAAGCAGAAGAAGCUGUCGGACAAAGACGUCAAAAUUAAGCUGCUGAAGAAGAGCGACCGGGACGACGACGCCGACUCGGACCGCGUCAAGGACAAAAGUGACGUUGGCGAGACGGAGAGAGGAAAAUGGGAAAAAGCAGGUGGCCAGAUGAAGUUGAAGGAUUCCAAGGAAAACAGAGGUCAGCCGGAGAGCGACAAGGAGCAGCAGCAGUGCCGCCGACCGCGUGACAAGGAGCACCGCGGCAAAGACGACGACAGGAAGCGUCAGAGGCACCACUACGACUUUGACAAGUUCGCACGGCGCAAAGACGAGACCAAGUGGGGCAAGGGCUACUGCCAGGACCGCGCCAAGAAGGAGGGCCAUCACCACGCCUACGCCUUCUGCCCCGACAGCGGCGACAAGCAGACCAAGGAGGACAGGGACGAGCUGGCCAACAGGAAGGAGCGCCUCCGAAACAAGGUGAGCGAGAAGGACCGGCCGGCCAUGCAGCUGUACCAGCCCGGCGCGCGAAAUCGCAAGGGAGUUAACUCGGCCUGCAAAAGCUACGACGGCGUGCCGGCGGCCCACUCGCCCGAGGGCGACGCCGGGGGUUGCUUCGAUGUGGAGACGGUGCCGGACAGAGCCUUUGACAACGGCAACGAUGAGCACGGACACUCGUAAGACAACGUCAGUCAUUCACAGCGGAGGCUUUCAAACCGAUCGCCAUCAUAUUUCUUUUCAGACUGUGUACAGUACACUCAAUGAUUUGGGAGCCAUUCAAAUAUGAUUGAAUUGUAUAAGUUUCAUCAUAGAAUGGAAAUGAUGAGACUAUUUGGUGAACUACGCUCCAUGAUCUGUGAGAAUAUUGCACUUGUUCAAAUCAUUUGUGAAGGUUGUGUGUGAAGAGGGAGAUGUGGGGCGCUUGUACCAUAACUAUGUUAUUGAUACAAGUGGAAAAGGUGUAAGUGUUGAAACAACCACACCCCCCACCGGUGUGCUACCUAGGGGUGUGGGUGUUCUUGUUUUUCUCUUUGUGGGGCACAACCUUUGACCUCCUAACUUUACAGUCUUUGUGGGGACAUUUUGGUUGGUCCACACGCUUUGACCCUGUUAAGACUCCACGUGUGUGUAUGUGUAUGUUUGUGCAUGCGUAUGUCAUCCAGAGCAAAUUUUUUAUUACCAUUCAAUGGACAUUUCUAUGAAAAGAAAUCCUAGAACGUGAAAUAUUUGAUAGUCUCAUGCAAGUAAUAACUAUAUCUAACUAAUAAUAUGCUCUAAGGCAAUCUGGUCCAUGCAAUAACAUGCUGUUGUUGUUGUUUUUUCCCCCAAGCCUUAUCCAUAUGUACUUUGCACAUGAGAAAAUAAAGGUCUUGUGAGAGACUGAG
Messenger RNA from Phyllopteryx taeniolatus (common seadragon), 2150 nucleotides. RefSeq names its product UPF3A regulator of nonsense mediated mRNA decay (gene upf3a). Bases 55 to 1446 code for a protein of 463 amino acids. Gene Ontology annotation, molecular function: telomeric repeat DNA binding. NCBI's taxonomy places the organism in Eukaryota, Metazoa, Chordata, Actinopteri, Syngnathiformes, Syngnathidae. Gene Ontology annotation, cellular component: cytoplasm; nucleolus. Gene Ontology annotation, biological process: positive regulation of translation; nuclear-transcribed mRNA catabolic process, nonsense-mediated decay. The record is from RefSeq and is a predicted model, not a curated record. The transcript has 10 exons.